AUGAAGUCAAUUGUGAUGGCGAUGAGCACUGCAGCAACUUUCUUUGAUAUCGUCUCAGCCGCGACCUGCUUCUCACAAUCGACAGCUUGCUGCUUGAAACUGACCAAGGCCCCAGGAUUAGCUGGCAAGAUUUACUUCCCCAACUCAACCGAGUAUGCAGAACGAAUGGACUCAUACUGGUCCAUCACCGCCGCCCUGGACCCUUGGUGUGUCGCACAGCCAUCAAUCGCCGAGGAUGUCUCGACCAUCAUCACCACCCUUGCUGCUUCCAACUGCACAUUUGGCGUUCGGGGCGGUGGUCACGGCUCCUUUGCUGGAUCGAAUAGUGUCAAUGACGGUGUGACCAUCGAUUUUGGCAACUUUAACAGCACCACUUAUAAUCCCGACACAAAGAUCGCUUCCAUCGGGCCUGGCGGUCACUGGCAGACUGUCUACGAUACUCUAGCCCCUUACGGCGUCGUCGUCACAGGUGGUCGUGCUGGUACCGUCGGUACCGCAGGUUUUAUACUAGGCGGCGGCAACUCCUUCCACUCGGCAUCUCACGGUUUCGCCUGCGACCAAGUCGCCAACUUUGAGGUCGUCCUUGCCAACGGAUCUAUCGUCAAUGCCAAUGCCACUUCCAACCCCGAUCUGUGGCAAGGUCUCAAGGGAACUGGCGCCAACCUCGGUCUAGUGACUCGUUUCGACAUGUACGCUAUUGACUUCCCUGACCCAUCAAAGCCUGAUAUCUGGGGAGGCAAUCUCAUCUACGACCUGGAAUCCGGACCGAAAGUCAUCGACGCUCUCGUUGACUUUACGGAAAACGUUUACAAGGAUGAGAACAGCUCUUCCAUCGUCUACUGGGCUUACCUCCCCCAGCUUGGCGGUAUGAUUCUCAACGCCGCCAUCGAAAACACCUUGGCCAAUGUUGCCCCUCCUGCUUUCGACGCGUACUACGCAGCUGGCAACAUCACCCAGGACACUACCAAGGUUGACUUGAUCUCCGUCGUUGCAAAUGAACUCGGCUCCGGUCAGCCUGCUGGCUUCCGUAAUGCCUGGUUCACGCUCGCAUUCGACAAUGACGCCCGGAUCAUGAACUACGCCGUGGAAAAGUUCUACACCCUGAACGCGGAUCUGGAGAAGGCCGUCGGUGCUGACUCGGGCUUCAAUACUCUCUGCAUGUUCCAGCCCAUCACCAAGUCCAUUGUUGCCAAGGGCAUCGCCAUGGGUGGCAACAGUAUGGGCCUGGACCACUACAUCACAAGAGGCAACGGCAUCAUGUUCCUCAUCACCUUUGCUGUGAACGGAGCUGAGAAUGAGACCAUUUCUUUCCCAUACAUUCAGGCAUACACUGAGGAUGUUGAUGCUUUUGCUGCCUCUCUGGACCUGAACUGGGGUUGGAUAUACCUCAACUACGCUCACAAGGUGCAGGAUGCCAUCUCGUCCUACGGCGAGGCUUCUAUUAAGAGGCUGAGGGCUGCUUCCAUUAAGUACGAUCCCACUGGUGUUUUCCAAACCCUGCGGCACUCGGGCUUCAAAAUUCCCUUCUAG
Colletotrichum orchidophilum is the source of this 1530-nucleotide messenger RNA. Its product is annotated as FAD binding domain-containing protein. Gene Ontology annotation, molecular function: FAD binding. The record is from RefSeq and is a predicted model, not a curated record. The coding region runs from base 1 to 1530 and encodes 509 amino acids. Lineage: Eukaryota; Fungi; Ascomycota; Sordariomycetes; Glomerellales; Glomerellaceae. The transcript has 2 exons.